CCUCACAUACGCGCAAAAAGUAAACAUGCGCUUUAGCGGAGCAUUGACAUCGUCGACUGUCUGACCUUUGGACUUCCUUUGGGAAUGUUGGAACAAGCGAGCCGACUUAGGUUACAUAGUAGGUCAGAUUGUAGCCAAUUCCGAUUACCUUCGCUGCCAUGUCAGCCUUUGCUGCGGCGUCGGGCGACGACAGCAUUCGGGCGCGACAUCACCUGCGAGCCGCCCGGUGUGGCAAAGGCGGGCAGCAUUAACUACAGCUCAAAGCAUGUUGUCGUAAGCGAACCGAAUCGCACAACGUCCCCUGCUGCCGGACUUAACGCGGAGCAAAGGGCUGCUGCGCUUACCGAUGAGCAAUACGUUCGCAUCAAGGCGGGUCCCGGGAGCGGCAAAACCCGCACCAUUGUGGCUCGCGCCCACCACCUCAUCACACAACGGGGCGUCCUGCCCUCCGAAAUCUUAGCAAUCACAUUCACGAACAAGGCAGCGAAGGAGCUCAAGGAAAGGCUUGCGGCUGCUCAGCCUGUUCCAAGGGUGGAUAGCAGCAGCAGGGGAGGAAACCCCGCGGAUGGAAGUGCCUCGAUGGAAGCCCUCAAGGCGGGGGAUGUGAUGGCCGUGACGUUCCACGGCUUGGGAGCUAGGAUCAUGAGGCAGGUACUGCGACAGUUUCCCCAACCCGGCUUGGACGCCCGCUUCAAGAUCCUGGAUACCGG
Astrephomene gubernaculifera is the source of this 710-nucleotide messenger RNA. Lineage: Eukaryota; Viridiplantae; Chlorophyta; Chlorophyceae; Chlamydomonadales; Astrephomenaceae. The record is from the annotation of a GenBank genome assembly.